ACGUCCUCGUCCUUUUCGUUCGUCCUCAGUGCAGGAUAACGAAGCAGUCAUCUUUAUCACCUUCUUCGAAAAAGAGUGUCUCUUAUUCAGCGCUCAACAUUAGAACAUCAAAGCUGCUACUAUCCUGACCACAACGAGACACCAGAAGAGCAAUCUACCUUGAAGGUUAAAGUGUUUAAGGAGACAAUCAUCAUCACCGCUGCUGACUAUGGAUGUGAUCGUUCGUCGCUGUCCGUUCCUGGCUCGCGUGCCUCAGGCUUUCUUCCAGCAGACCAAAAAGACUCUGACGGUGUACGCCCAGAAAUGCCCCAUCAUGAUGGAGCUUGCCUCAAAACCUAUGGCUCCAUCAAUGGCUCGGGCCCUGUGCUCAUCCUCCUCUUCCUCUCACCAGAGGACAGAUGACACCGUGUCUGCCAGUGAAGGGCCAAAGCAAGAAGGAGUGAUGCCCACUGGCCACCCCAUGCCACCUUCAGGCCAGGCUAUGGCCUCCAAAUGCCCCUUCCUGGCUGCCGAGAUGGGCCAGAAGAACAGCAGCGUGGUGCGCCAGGUUGGCAUGGAGUUCCAAGAGGAUGUUCAGGAAGUCCGCACUGUCCAGAAAGAAAUGUCAGCUCCACAGCUGAAGAAGCCUUCUUUGGCCAGCAGCAUGAAGGGAAGUGAAGGAGAGCAGAGUAAUCUGAUGAAGACACUCCUGAAACAACAACCUAAACGGGUGUCUCACUUGCUGCAGGACAACUUGACAGGAAGCAUGUCCCGCUUCCAAUACGAUAACUUUUUCGAGAAGAAGAUCGUGGAGAAGAAGAGUGACCACACCUACCGUGUGUUCAAGACCGUGAACCGCCUGGCCAACGAGUUCCCCAUGGCAGACAACUUCACUGGCUCUUUAGAGGAAAAGAGGGAGGUGUCUGUCUGGUGCAGCAACGACUACUUGGGCAUGAGUCGACACCCACGGGUGGUGCAGUCCAUAAUGGACACUUUACGAAAGCAUGGUUCAGGGGCAGGAGGCACAAGGAAUAUCUCUGGGACCAGCAAGUUCCAUGUGGAACUGGAACAAGAACUGGCUGACCUUCAUAAUAAGGACGCUGCACUGCUCUUCACCUCCUGCUUUGUGGCAAAUGACUCCACCCUCUUCACCCUCGCUAAGAUGCUGCCUGAUUGUGAGAUCUACUCUGAUGCAGGGAACCAUGCCUCAAUGAUUCAGGGUAUCCGCAACAGUGGUGUUAAGAAAUUCGUUUUCCGCCACAAUGACGUCGCCCAUCUCCGAGAGAUGUUACAAAAGGGGGACCCAACAAAACCCAAGAUUGUGGCCUUCGAGACUGUCCACUCCAUGGAUGGCGCCGUGUGUCCGCUGGAGGAAAUGUGCGACGUUUCCCACGAGUUUGGUGCCAUCACCUUUGUAGACGAGGUCCACGCUGUGGGUCUGUAUGGCGCCAGAGGAGGUGGCAUCGGGGACAGAGAUGGUAUCAUGGACAAGAUGGAUAUCAUCUCAGGCACACUAGGCAAAGCGUUCGGCUGUGUGGGCGGCUACAUCGCAAGUACAGCUGGGCUGGUGGACACUGUGCGUAGCUACGCAGCUGGUUUCAUCUUUACCACCUCUCUGCCGCCGAUGCUCUUAGCCGGAGCCAGACAGUCCAUCCAGGUUCUUAAAGGAGAAGAGGGGCGCGCUCUGAGACGUAAACACCAGCGAAAUGUCAAGCUUCUCAGACAGAUGCUAAUGGACUCCGGGCUGCCUGUGGUGCACUGCCCAAGCCACAUCAUCCCAGUUCGGGUAUCAGACGCUGAGAAAAACACACUGGUGUGCGAUCUCAUGAUGAGUCGCCACAACAUCUAUGUGCAGGCUAUCAACUACCCAACUGUCGCCAGGGGGGAGGAGCUUCUGCGCAUUGCACCAACACCUCACCACACUCCUGAGAUGAUGAAAUACUUUGUUGAGAGGCUGGUGGACACCUGGAAGGAGGUGGGUCUGGAUCUGAAGCCCCACUCUACAGGGGAGUGCACUUUCUGCCAGCAGCCGCUGCACUUUGAAGUGAUGAGCGAGCGAGAAAAGUCAUACUUCAGUGGCCUCAGCCACCCGAUCUCAGCCUGCGCAUAACACUACUCUCUUCAACUGCAGGCUGGAGACGGAACAUACACACUCAUUACCCAUUCCUAUGUCACUGUCAUAGAAUGUAUUAAUUAUCUUUGAUAAGUCCUCCCUACACAUAUUAUUUAAAAUAUUCUAUGUUCAGAUGUUCUUUAUGCUCCAAAUAAAAAUAUAAGAUGAAAAUAAA
Notolabrus celidotus (New Zealand spotty) is the source of this 2267-nucleotide messenger RNA. It is a transcript of the gene alas1, whose product is annotated as aminolevulinate, delta-, synthase 1. Gene Ontology annotation, biological process: heme biosynthetic process; hemoglobin biosynthetic process; erythrocyte development. Lineage: Eukaryota; Metazoa; Chordata; Actinopteri; Labriformes; Labridae. The transcript is spliced from 11 exons. Gene Ontology annotation, cellular component: mitochondrion; mitochondrial matrix. Gene Ontology annotation, molecular function: pyridoxal phosphate binding; 5-aminolevulinate synthase activity. The coding region runs from base 209 to 2089 and encodes 626 amino acids. The record is from RefSeq and is a predicted model, not a curated record.